AUGGCUUGUCUAUCUACUCUCCGCUCUAUUUUCAAAUCAAAGAAGAAGAAGAAGGCAAAUCCCACCUUCUUGACAGAAAAACCCGCCAACACACACGCUUCCCCCCGCCCCUCCGUCUCGACCUCAACCCAAACAAGCACCCCAUCGUACAAACCACCUCUACACACAGUCCCGAGCGCCAUAGUCGCAGCGACAGAAGAAGGCAUGAUCUCCGCAUCUUUGUGCUCGGUGUCGCAAUCUCCUUCUGCAUCAACAUCUCUUGCUUCGACAUCUACACAGCCGACAUCUUCACAGACGACAUCAACACCGGCACCGUCUCCAUUCCCCAGUUUGCCAUUAGCAUCGCCAUCGCCAUUAUCGCUGUCGUCAUCGCAAUUAUCGCCGUUUGCUCCGUCGCCGGUGUCACCAGUGUCACCAGUGUUCAAGUUGGAGGAGAGAAAAGGGGAAAAAAGGGAGAGGGAGAGUAUAAACAGUACGACGACACUAACGCGAGGUGAAGAAGCUUGCGUAUCGGGACAUAGUAGUAGACGGACGAGUGUGAGAUUCAAGGGAUUGGACGUCUAG
Molecule: messenger RNA, 564 nt
Organism: Bipolaris victoriae FI3
Lineage: Eukaryota; Fungi; Ascomycota; Dothideomycetes; Pleosporales; Pleosporaceae
Exons: 2
Coding region: 1-564 (187 amino acids)
Source: RefSeq, a predicted model, not a curated record